AUGAUUGAUAUAAGACACCUUUCUGAAUUAGAAUCUAAUAAUUCUAUACAAAAAAUUGCAGAAUUAGAUAGAAUCUACUUAAAAAAAUCAUAUAUAUAUGAAGGAUGUAAAAACGGAUAUAGUAUAUAUGGAAUUCACAGGCUACUAAAUAACGAAGAAUAUGAUCCAAUAGCUAUUUUUUAUAUUGCUGAAUAUAGCAAUAAAUGUUGUAGAAGAUAUUGUUUUGGAGACUGUAGGUAAUUUAAAUUAUUAGUUAGCGAUACUUCAGUCAAAGAAAAGAAUGAAAUCUUUGAAAAAAAUGUUUUUAUUGAGUUCAAUAGGCCAUAUAGAUGCACAUUUUGCUGCUUUAAAAGGCCUGAAAUGUCUGUUAAUGUAAAAAUAAAUGAUAUUAAUAUCUACAUUGGGAAGAUUGUUAUGCCUUUUAAGUUUUUUUAUAGCCCAAUGACGAUUGAAGCAUAUGAUGCUAAUAAUAAAUUGAAAUACUCUAUUAAAGAUAGUUGCUGUAAGUGUAUAAUUAUGUGUGGAGGUUGUAGCUGCAAAAAAACAUGCUAAGAGGACUACUUUAAGUUGUAUGACAAAAACUAGAAAGAACUUAUUCCUAUAAAAGUAAAAGCAUAUGAUUGUAAUGAUUCUUGCCAGUAUUCAAUUUAUGAUAAAAUAGCUGAAUUCCCAUAAGGAGCUUCAACACAAGAUAAGAUCUUACUAAUUGCUGCUAUCAUUAUGCAUGAUUUAACAUUUCUUGAAAAUGCACCUGAAAAAAGAAAAGCUCAAAAUCAUAUGAAUUGA
Molecule: messenger RNA, 786 nt
Organism: Tetrahymena thermophila SB210
Lineage: Eukaryota; Ciliophora; Oligohymenophorea; Hymenostomatida; Tetrahymenidae
Product: scramblase family protein
Exons: 1
Biological process (GO): plasma membrane phospholipid scrambling
Cellular component (GO): plasma membrane
Molecular function (GO): phospholipid scramblase activity
Source: RefSeq, a predicted model, not a curated record